UAAGGACGCUUUCAGUCAUAACUAAGAGGAUAUAUUUUUUUCUAUCUGAUAAAAAUUUACAGACAGUGAUCAAAAUACAUUAACUCUAUAUUUUUAAAUUUACUUAUCGUGAAUUAUUAUAAGACAAUAGAUAUGCCUAUAGGAAAUGGUAACAAUAAUAAUAAUUGUAUGUCACUAAAACAAAAAAAGAAGGACGAAAUUGUACAGAAGGCUAAGAUUCAAGCAAUCAAACAACGUCAACAAAAUUGGCUUCAACAAAGAAAGGAAUGUCAAGAGCAAGAUACAAGUCUUCUACCAAACAAAUGUAUGUCCAGUUCAUCCAUAAAGGCAUCACCAGUCAGUAUUAAACAUGAACCUAUUGCUAACAAGGAGAAAUUGAAUGUGCGUGAUAAAUUUGAGCAUUGGAUAAAUGAAAGAAUUAAAAGCAGAGACAUCAAUGAAGAAUCAGACUUUACAGAUGACUGUAGCUUUGUAAGUGGACCCAACAGUGAGCUAGAAAGAAUUGCUUCCCCUGAACUCGAUACUCAAAGGCAACCCAUUCAAGAAGAAGAGUUUGGAACUUUGGCAGAAAAAAUAGCCAGCAAAGUAAAAGAAGAAAUGGGUAUUUUAAAUUACAAUAAGUCUUUGACCAAAACAGCUUCUCAUAUCACAGUGCUUAAAGGAAGUAAAAAUGACAAGGAAAUAAAGCGCUGUCAAACGCACACACAAAUACCACCUGUCUUUGAUUAUAAAAAAUCUAGCAUCCCAGGGAAUCACAGUUGCCCAGAUUGUGGAAACUUGAUGUUAUUUUCUGAGAACCAACCAAUGAUGUUAAUACCUUGUGGUCACACAUUAUGCAAGUCUUGUGCUCAAGAAACAAGAUCAUGUCCUAAUUGUUAUUGUUCUGUUGAAACAACAAAAUUAAACAGUGUCCUGCAUCAAGUGAUUAAAGAAUACCACACCCAAGAUAAAAUACCGCAACGCGACCUAAAAUCCUAUAAUCAAGAAAAGUUCCAGAGUUCACUCCCAUCCUAUAACAACCAACUUUCCACUCUUCAAACAAGGAAAGAAAUAUUAACCACAGAACACAAAACUUUGCUAAACAAACAAAAAACUGUUGCUAGUCAACUGCGACAAGAAGAAUUACAGGCACAGACACUGAGAAAACAGGAAGAAGAAAUAAUCAGGACCAUAAAAGAACUUCAAGAUAGAUUAAAUUCUCUUAAAGUGCAAAGACAGGAAUAUCAGACAACAAUUAUGGAUCUACAAAGUGAAAAAUCUAACAUUGAAGGAAAAAUUUCACUUAUUAGCACAACCAUUGUAUCUUUAACUAAGGAGAUCGAAAAGAUGAAAUUGUUAUCAGAAGCAGAAAGUGAACGAUAUUGAAGAGCAUUGCAUUUAUUAACUACAGAGUAUACUGGGAUAAUUUAUUUUAAAAUGUUUUCAUAUUAUUACAUGAUUGUACAAGUAUUACAAGGCAAAAUUAAAUUUAAUGUAUUAUUUCUUUCUCAUUCUGUGAAUUAAAUAUAAUGUAAUAUAUAUGAAAGCUUAAGUUUUAUUUUUAUUUAGCUUCACCAAAUAUUUAACUGAUUAAAACAUGAUACCCUUUCUUGAAGUCUUUAGGUCA
Molecule: messenger RNA, 1606 nt
Organism: Physella acuta
Lineage: Eukaryota; Metazoa; Mollusca; Gastropoda; Physidae
Product: CDK-activating kinase assembly factor MAT1
Source: RefSeq, a predicted model, not a curated record